Messenger RNA from Magnolia sinica, 1739 nucleotides. Its product is annotated as syntaxin-32-like. NCBI's taxonomy places the organism in Eukaryota, Viridiplantae, Streptophyta, Magnoliopsida, Magnoliales, Magnoliaceae. Gene Ontology annotation, molecular function: SNARE binding; SNAP receptor activity. Gene Ontology annotation, biological process: vesicle fusion; intracellular protein transport; endoplasmic reticulum to Golgi vesicle-mediated transport. Gene Ontology annotation, cellular component: Golgi membrane; SNARE complex; endomembrane system. The record is from RefSeq and is a predicted model, not a curated record. The coding region runs from base 480 to 1523 and encodes 347 amino acids. The transcript has 5 exons.
AAAAUUCCGGUCGCUGACAUUGAAUAUGAGAGUGGAAAGAAACCCCUCCUCUGCUUCUCUCCCAUUUCGUCUUCUCCGCGUCGGUGCAUUUUCGUUUCAGAUCUAAAAGCUACGUAAAACCUUCGAAGAUCUCUGGAUUCCCUUCAUUUUCUCGUCAAAUCCCAUCUCUCCAUCAAAAUAUCAAUCGAUCUCCGUCUCCCCCCAUCCAUUUCGACCUCGAUUUCACCCAUUUCGGCCAUUUUUUAAAAAUCUAUUCACGAAAUCGCCUAAAUGUCGUUUUAAAAUAUCGUUUCAAUUGCUAAAAUCUCGUUUAUAGGGUUUCAGAUCUUGUGUUCGUAGCUGAAUCGAUUUCAAUUCGGUUAAAUUCAACGUGACAUGCCAAGUUAAGGGAGAAACCCUAGAAAUAGAGAUCGAGCCGAUCUGUUCUCUUUUAUUUUUGCUCAAUCUGAGAAAUUCCUUUUCGUUUAUUUUUCCUGAAAAUGUUGAUGAAAUCGGCACAAUCGUCCUAUCGCGACCGCACUCAAGAGUUUCUAACAGCAGUGGAGAGGCUAAAGAAGUCAUUUAAUUCUUCUGCAUCCGUGGCGGCAGGGAAUAAUGUAUCGAGUAGCAUUGGCAAUGCGAGACCAGAUGGGCCCCGCGGAUCGACGAUCUCAAUCCAAUCGGAGUUCAACAAGAGAGCUUCUAAGAUCGGGUUCGGGAUACACCAAACGUCUCAGAAGCUGGCGAAGCUUGCAAAAUUGGCGAAGAGGACAUCAGUUUUUGAUGAUCCAACUGUUGAGAUACAGGAGCUGACGGCCGUUAUCAAGCAGGAUAUUACUGUGUUGAACUCAGCAGUGUUAGACCUGCAAGUAGUCUGCAAUUCACAGAAUGAAAGCGGGAACAUAACCAGCGACACUACCAGUCAUUCAACCACCGUUGUGGAUAAUCUGAAGAACCGUCUGAUGAGCGCUACAAAAGAGUUCAAGGAAGUUCUAACCAUGCGAACAGAGAAUAUAAAAGUCCAUGAGAACAGAAGGCAGUUAUUUUCCUCCACCGCUUCAACGGAUGCAACCAACCCUUUCAUACGGCAGCGUCCUCUUGCUGCCAAGGCUGCUGCUAAUGCCUCAACUGCCCCCCCUCCUCCAUGGGCAAAUGACUCAACAUCCUCAUCUCAGUUAUUUCCAAGGAAGCAGAUGAAUGGUGAACCAGCGUCACAAACCCCGCCAUUGAUACAACAGCAGCAGCAACUGGUUCCAGUACAAGACAAUUACAUGCAGAGCAGAGCUGAAGCUCUUCAAAAUGUUGAAUCGACUAUUCAUGAGCUUAGUAACAUCUUUACACAAUUGGCAACCAUGGUUUCUCAGCAAGGAGAGCUUGCCAUCAGGAUCGACGAGAACAUGGAUGACACGUUGGCAAACGUAGAGGGAGCCCAAGGGGCAUUGCUCAAAUACCUCAAUGGGAUAUCCUCAAACCGGUGGCUGAUGAUCAAGAUAUUCUUUGUAUUGGUAGUAUUCCUUAUGAUCUUCCUAUUUUUUGUUGCAUAAUAAUGGAAUAGCAAUAAUAGUGAGGCCUCUUUCAUUUGGGCAUCAAUGAUGUAUUACCUGUGUAUUUUUGCAUUUUUGUUUCUUUCUUUCCCAUGUGUGUAUUUUGGAGCUGUGCCCUGGAAGGAAACUCUCCUAUAAUUGUAUCUUGUCAAACAAUAUUUCGAGUACAUACAAAGGUAUAGGCAUAAGAGAAAAGCCACAUUUUAUGAUUUGGAA